Molecule: messenger RNA, 2271 nt
Organism: Mycosarcoma maydis (corn smut)
Lineage: Eukaryota; Fungi; Basidiomycota; Ustilaginomycetes; Ustilaginales
Exons: 1
Coding region: 1-2271 (756 amino acids)
Source: RefSeq, a predicted model, not a curated record
AUGCCGUCUUUGACCGACCUCGAGAAUUUCAUCGAGGACAAUCUACCUCGCAACUUGCAAGAGCUGCCGCACAAGGUCUCCGUUUCUGUGCAAGAGUACUAUCAAAUCCUCUACGAACAGCUCAACAAGUAUGGCCCUCCCAUCCCGGAUCUUCCCUCACUCCCCUCCUUGGACAGCUUCACCGGCAAAGUCACCGAGCUCGUAUCGCCCGUUCCCGCACCUCCACUCGUGCCACCGCCUCCGCCUCCUACCAACCUGCAGCUGGUUCAAGCCUGGGCGCGAACCCAUCGCACGGCCCUCGGCCUCGCCGGCGGUCUUCUCGUCGUCGGUUUGGGCACUAGCUAUGCAUACCAGGGCGGCUACAUUGCACUCCCUUACCUAGGCAAGAAGCAAGUAGUCGGUCGAGGACGUACACGUCAAGUUCGCCUAAAGAACGGUGUUCGAAGAGAAGCCGUCAUCGUGUUGGGAGCCGACACCCCGCUCGGUCGCUCACUCGCCCUGCACUUCUCUAGUCUAGGCUUCGUGGUGCUUGCUUCCGUCUCCUCUUCGGCAGCCCUGGCUCAGUUCGAGAACUUGAUUCCACCAAGCUCUCGUGGUUACGUCAAAGCGCUCAUCUUUGAUGCCGACGAUCCUUCCGGCUCGUUGCAGCCCUUCGUCAGAGCUCUCUCCUCCGCCCUCAGCCUGCGUUACCCGCUCACCAGUGCUGGCGAUCCCUACGCUCGGCCAGGCGAGAACAUCAACAUCGCUGGCGUGGUGAACGCGCUCAGCUUUGUUGCGCCCGAAGACGAUCCUAGCCUUUCGCGCAGUCUGUCUACCUCGGCUUCAGCUUCGCUGCUCGGUACACCCAUCACCAAACUCGCGCCCUCUCCUUCUUCUGAGUUGCUCGACCGCCAUGUUGUGGCUAGCUUGUGUGUUCUUGGUGCACUGAUCCCGAUGCUGAAGGCCUUGCCAAAUCGUGCCGACCAUACGGCCGAGUCGGACCCGGCUACGAUCGUGACACUCGUCUCAAGCCCAGCUUCGCGCACUGCUCUGCCCCGUCAAGCGAUGUGCUCGAUUAUCGCUCAGAGCGCUGCGGCCGGUGUGCAAUCACUACGACGUGAAUGCGAGGAAGACUCGUUCCACUCCAAAACCGCAAGUAAUAGCAAACUGCCUUCUGCUAUGAGUAGCUACUCGGGCAGCAGCUCGACAUCUCGAAAGGCAUCAAACUCUCGCGCCAACCUCAAGCAGAGAGAUGUUCGUGUCACGAUGGUCGAGGUGAAUUCGGGAUCGGUUCUCGGAGAUCCCACCAUGGCUGCAAGCGCCCACUCCAACGAAGCCACGACCAGCUCGCCAAGCGCAAAUACCUCACUCAAGUCGCCGUCGCGCCCCAGUUUUGGCCGGUCACCAUCGUCGUUGGUGGGUUCCUUAUGGCAUCACAAAUCCCCCUCUUCAGCUCCUGUAUUGAACAAGGUGGCCAACCUCAUGCUUAGCACCAAGCGGAGACUGCGUCCCAGCUACACUGUCGGAACACACAGCUUCUCUGCUUACUGGCUCACUGUCAGUCAAGUACUGCUCGCCAUUGUGCCCACAGGCAUCGUCGAUUUUGCGCUUGCCUUGAGCAGGCAACUCGCCCUGCGUAGGGCUGGUCUCGUCGGCAGGGCUGAACACGCUUUCCUUCCGUGGAAUUGGAGCAAGACCUCUGGCGGUCGAGGUGACUCUGCAAAGUCACAACCCGGCGCAGCCAAGCGGCCCAUCGCUGGCCCGGGCCCUGGUCCGGCAUCCGCUGCUCACUCUCGUGCUUCGCUUUCCAAGAAGCCCAGCCCGCUGAUCUACGAGAUCCGAGAUUCGGACGCGCAAAGCCUGCCCGAAAGUGAGCGCUCAUCUGGAGUCGGCUCUGGCAUCCCCAGCAGCGUGCCUUCCUCGGCAUACGGCGAUAAUGAUGCCGAUGCAGACGCGUACGCCGAGGAAGAAAGCGGUGUCUCUAACACGCACAGUCCUUACUUUGGAUCGUCGCGACCCAUGCAAUCGUCGCAGGCGGACCUGUCGGCGUCCAACGCUGGCCUCAGCGACGUGCGCUCCACCACGUCCAUGCCCACCAAUUUUGACCGUGAACCCUGGACAGGCGCGCCCAGCAGCAGUGGCGCAAGCAGCCGUGCUCCCUACCCGCCAGCCAUACACCAUCACUCUGCCAACGCUUCUGAGAAUGAAGAUCGGGAUCAUGGUCCAGAUUCUCCGCUGGGCACUAGCUGGAUCGCUUUGGGUGAGAGCCAGCAUUCGAGCACGUCGAAAUAG